AGAGGGUCGGGGAAGUAGGCGUUGUCGAGGCAACAGCGGUAGGUAGGCCCGAAGCCUCGGGCUUGCGUGACGGGCCGACUGGUGUCGUCGUUCGCUUGUUUCCUCGGUGCUGGUCCGUGUGAGGAGCGGCUGCUCGCCACGGAAAGAAUGACUGACUGACUUCACUCCAAUCUGACAGAGCGAAACCUAGUUACAAUGCCUGAAAUAAAAGUCACGCCUUUGGGUGCGGGCCAGGAUGUGGGCCGGAGCUGUAUUUUGGUCUCAAUUGGUGGGAAAAACGUGAUGCUGGAUUGUGGAAUGCACAUGGGAUUUAAUGACGAUAGACGCUUCCCUGACUUCUCCUACAUAACUCAGAAUGGAAGACUCACAGAAUUCCUCGACUGUGUCAUUAUCAGCCACUUUCAUCUGGACCACUGCGGAGCUCUUCCUUACAUGAGUGAGAUGAUUGGUUACGAUGGCCCUAUUUACAUGACACAUCCCACUAAAGCCAUUUGUCCCAUCCUCCUGGAGGAUUAUAGAAAGAUCACUGUUGAUAAGAAAGGAGAGACCAACUUCUUUACUUCUCAGAUGAUAAAAGACUGCAUGAAGAAAGUUGUGGCCAUUCAUCUCCAUCAGACAGUGCAGGUUGACGAUGAGCUUGAAAUAAAGGCGUAUUACGCUGGACACGUGCUGGGUGCAGCCAUGGUUCAAAUCCGGGUGGGCUCGGAGUCUGUGGUGUAUACGGGUGACUACAACAUGACACCCGAUCGACACCUGGGAGCUGCCUGGAUUGACAAGUGUCGCCCUGAUUUAUUAAUCUCCGAGUCCACGUAUGCGACCACCAUCCGAGACUCGAAGCGGUGCAGAGAGAGGGACUUUCUGAAGAAGGUGCACGAUGCCAUAGAACGGGGCGGAAAGGUGCUGAUUCCUGUCUUUGCCCUUGGACGAGCCCAGGAACUGUGCAUCCUGCUGGAAACCUUCUGGGAGAGGAUGAACUUGAAGGCGCCCAUUUAUUUCUCAACUGGACUGACAGAAAAAGCCAAUCAUUACUAUAAACUAUUCAUCACAUGGACCAACCAAAAAAUCAGGAAGACAUUUGUGCAGAGGAACAUGUUCGAGUUUAAACACAUCAAGCCAUUUGAUAGGACCUACGCUGACAACCCGGGACCUAUGGUGGUGUUUGCUACCCCAGGCAUGCUCCAUGCUGGACAGUCCCUGCAGAUAUUCAGGAAGUGGGCAGGAAACGACAAAAACAUGGUUAUCAUGCCUGGAUACUGUGUACAAGGAACGGUGGGACACAAGAUUCUGAGCGGACAACGGAAACUUGAAAUGGAGGGGAGACAAACGCUGGAGGUGAAGAUGCAGGUGGAGUACAUGUCGUUCAGUGCACAUGCAGACGCCAAGGGCAUCAUGCAACUCAUCCGUCAGGCAGAGCCACAUCACGUGCUGUUGGUGCACGGGGAAGCGAAGAAAAUGGGAUUCCUCAAACAGAAGAUUGAGCAGGAAUUUAGUAUUAAUUGCUACAUGCCAGCCAAUGGAGAGACCUGUACAAUCGUGACCAAUCCCAAUAUUCCUGUGGAUAUUUCUCUCUGUUUGCUCAAAAGGGAUUCGGCUCUUGGUCCGAUACCAGAUCCAAAGAAACAGAAGCUAAUGCACGGCACGCUGAUCAUAAAGGAUAAUAGCCUUCGUCUGGUUUCACCUGAACAAGCCGUAAAAGAGUUGGGUCUGAGCGAGCAUCAUCUCCGCUACACCUGUAAGGUACAGAUACAAGACCACCACUCAGAACAGGACACCUUGAACCGGAUAUACAACCACCUGAAAAACAUCCUGAAAGAUUAUCCUAUCCAGCACCUCCCCGAUGGGUCUGUGAUGGUGGAAUCCAUUCUCAUUAAAAUCAGUGCAACGUCUGAUGACCAGAGCACGAAAGAUGUGUUGGUUUCGUGGACUUACCAGGAUGAAGAGUUGGGCAGUUACCUGAUAACGUUGUUGAAGAAAGGGCUGCCUCCAUCUAUUCCUCUCUGACCAGUGGGAAUAACAAAGUGAAAAGGCAUGGAAAAAUGACUGCUUUGAUAUUUUUGUAUAUGCCCCGUGUAAACGUCUGUGCAGCAGCAGGAUCCAGUGAGAUGAUGCAAGGUGUUGGGCUAUUGGCAGCUGCCCAAUGUGUGGGCUGGAGGUUGUCUCACCAAAGCCUCCUCCACAGCUCAGCGAUGAUGCUAGUGAUUAUUUACUUCACCCACUCGACCAACUGGUGAUAUUUUUCCAGCAAAAGAAGGUUGACAAAAAAAAGACAAUUAUUUUCUCAGCAAAGAUUUAUUACUGGGUCGGAGCUCCUCAGCAAUCGAUGAGUCGAAUGGCUGACUCCUGUUCCCGUGUGUCCAUAAUGGUCCACUUUCUCAAGAGAAACAAAGGUUGGUCAACAAAUGCCGGCCUUAACAGAUCCUUGGAAAUGAAUAAGUUUAAAAAAAAACCUUCAUGAUAUUAAACAUGACACAGUCUGUUGGAGUAACUCAGUGGGCCAGGCUACAUCUCUGCAAGAUAUGGACAGACAACGUUUUGUCUCGGGUACCUUCAGACUGAUUGAUGGAGCCCGACUAUAAACGUCACCUAUCCAUGUUCUCCAGAGAUGCUGCCUGACCCGCUGACUUACUCCAGCACUCUGUGUCUUUUGUUUGUAAAGCAGCAUCUGUAGUUCCCUGUGUCUUCAUAAUAUUAAACACUUGUAUGAUGUUGUUCUCAAUA
This is a messenger RNA of Amblyraja radiata (thorny skate), 2718 nucleotides long. It is a transcript of the gene ints11, whose product is annotated as integrator complex subunit 11. Gene Ontology annotation, molecular function: RNA endonuclease activity. The coding region runs from base 196 to 2001 and encodes 601 amino acids. Gene Ontology annotation, biological process: snRNA processing. The record is from RefSeq and is a predicted model, not a curated record. The transcript has 18 exons. Lineage: Eukaryota; Metazoa; Chordata; Chondrichthyes; Rajiformes; Rajidae. Gene Ontology annotation, cellular component: nucleus.